Messenger RNA from Fulvia fulva, 396 nucleotides. RefSeq lists its product as uncharacterized. Bases 1 to 396 code for a protein of 131 amino acids. The record is from RefSeq and is a predicted model, not a curated record. NCBI's taxonomy places the organism in Eukaryota, Fungi, Ascomycota, Dothideomycetes, Mycosphaerellales, Mycosphaerellaceae. The transcript has a single exon.
AUGGCCGAGGCCGACCUCGAACGAGCCCUGAGAAUUAUGCGAGACUAUAACGCAUUGCAGAAUGCACAGCGAGCUUUCACAGAGUCGACAUUUGAUAACAGAACAAGCGAUUUCAACACUGGAUGUGCUGAUCAUAUAUGUCUGGCUAAAGCGCCUCUCAAAAUCAACCCACGGAUCAUCCGUCGCUGGCAACGAAGAAUCGCUCUCGAUGCUAUGCCAGACGAUAAUGCUUUGCAACUCGCUAGCUCUGAGAAGUCCAGCUCAGCGGACUUUGAUUCAAUAGCUCUGUAUGAGGCUAUCUCUGACGGUGUCAGUUCUGUUGACUCAGAGGGAGAUGCAGAGCAGAAGCAGAGGUGGGUUGUUAAGGCGAGAUCGAUGGGAUGUCAAGUAGACUGA